Messenger RNA from Falco peregrinus (peregrine falcon), 12013 nucleotides. It is a transcript of the gene MBTPS2, whose product is annotated as membrane bound transcription factor peptidase, site 2. Lineage: Eukaryota; Metazoa; Chordata; Aves; Falconiformes; Falconidae. Gene Ontology annotation, molecular function: protein binding; metalloendopeptidase activity. Gene Ontology annotation, biological process: membrane protein intracellular domain proteolysis; regulation of response to endoplasmic reticulum stress. The coding region runs from base 215 to 1504 and encodes 429 amino acids. The transcript is spliced from 10 exons. The record is from RefSeq and is a predicted model, not a curated record. Gene Ontology annotation, cellular component: cytoplasm; membrane.
GGCGGGGCUGCGGCUCGCUGCGCACGCGCCCUGCGGCGCCGACCCCCGUCCCGCCGCACGCUGGGCCGUGGCGUCACUCCGGCACCUGCCCUCGCUCGACGCGGAGCCCGGAAGCGUCCGACCGGGCAGCACAGCUGAUGGAGAAGAGUUCCGGGACAAGUUUAGUUCCGGGGGCUCCUCCGCACGAACCGCGGCCGCCGCCUCGGCUGCAACAAUGAUCCCGAUCCCGGUGGUGGUGUGCGUGCUCGGGGGCUGGUGCGCCAUCUACCUGGCGGAUACGCUGCUCAAGUCGUCCGACUCUCUGAAGGCAUCUUAUGAAGACUGGCUGCUGACAUAUGGCUUGAGCGUCUCCCCUUUUCACAUGCGAUGGCAAACGGCUCUCUUCAACCGCCAGUUCUACAACUGGGGGAGAUGGAAACCCAGAUUUCUGUACUUAUGGUUCAACAUAGGAAUGGUGUUUGGUAUAGUUGCCAUGUUUGGCUCUGUUAUUCUUCUCGGAAAGACAUUGAUGCAAACACUGACACAGAUGCUCACCGAGGCACCAAAAGCCCAGAAUGAUCGUAUGCUGCAAGUUGUGGUGCCUGGUGUAAAUUUGCCUGUCAGCCAGCUGACCUAUUUCUUCUCUGCAAUCCUCAUCAGUGGUGUGAUACAUGAAGUCGGCCAUGGGGUGGCAGCUAUUCGAGAACAAGUGCGAUUUAAUGGAUUUGGGAUUUUUAUCUUCAUUGUCUAUCCUGGAGCAUUUGUUGAUCUCUUCACAACCCACUUACAACUGAUAUCUCCAGUCCAGCAAUUAAGGAUAUUUUGUGCAGGAGUGUGGCAUAAUUUUGUUCUUGGUGUUGCAAGUUUCAUGGUUUUAUUUCUGCUGCCAGCCAUCCUUUUCCCUUUCUAUUACACGGGUGUUGGAGCACUUGUAACGUAUAUUGCAGAGGAUUCUCCUGCCAAUGGGCCAAGAGGUCUUUUUGUGGGAGACCUUGUCACUAACCUACAAGACUGCCCAGUCUAUAGCGUAGAAAACUGGAAUUCCUGUCUGGGAGACAUUUCAGCAAAGUCACAGGUCGGCUACUGUGUAAGUGCAGCCACCCUACAGCAAUUAAGCUUUCCAGCUAGAGUCUAUAGGAGACUCGAUGGCACAGUUGAAUGUUGCAGUAACAACAGCCUCACAGACAUUUGCUUUUCAUAUAGUAAUAACUUGGACAGCCACCUGUAUGCCUGUCUGCCAGCACGAAAAGUUAUUGAAGCCAGCAGAGUCUGUCAAACCAACAUGGACUGCCAGAAGGACCUUGUUCCAAGCUUUUGUGUGACUCCUUCUUUAGAGAACCAAACAAGGCUAAUCAGGGUAAAACAUCCACCCCAUAUUGAUAUGCUGUAUGUAGGACACCCAAUGCAUCUUCAGUACACAGAGUUACCGACUUCUUUUAGCUUGGUAGUGAAGUAUUUGACGCAGGAUGCCAUAGUCAAGGUAAGUGAAAUGACCUCUCUGUGUGUUGAGACCAGUCCUAUGUGAAGAACUGAAAAAGUCAGAUCUUUGAAUGACAUGAAGGUGAUGUUACACUUCACAACCUUUUGAUUUCUAUAUACAGGCCAGCCCACAGCUGGACACAUUCCCUGGCUAGUUCUGAACAAGCUCACUUAGGUAUCCAGACGCUGUCUGGGGCUGUGUUAGCAUGGUGUAACCAGGUUGUUUAGAUUUAUUGGAGAAUGAAGCUUUAUUGCCCUUGUUUCUUGGGCAAGCUCAUCUAGAGUUAGCCAGGUUGUUUGUACUGAGAACUAAAUUGUCCUUUGUUGCUUGUUGGACAAGCUGUUACUUUAUGCAAGCAGAGCUGUUUCAGCAAGCAUGGCUUUGUUCCCAGAUAAAAGAUUACCAUGAGAAAUAGGCACACAGCACAGAUUGGACACAUUGGUAGGGUUUCCCAGAUGAGUCACUAUGCAAUUUACUGAAUACUUGCAUGAGGAGAUGGUGCUUUUUUCCCUCUUUUUCUUACUCGUGUUAAAGGUAGAUACAGUAGUUUGUUUCCUGAAGCAUUUAGGUUUCUAGGAGGGUCCUGAGGCUUUCCAGUUGAUUCUGAAAAUGUUAUCCCUUAUUCUGAUUAUGUAUAUUCUGUAGUCUAGGAUAAAAGCAGUGAUGUCUUAAUGUCACCUUCAGGAACGUUGCCUUAAUCACUAAUAUAAUUUCAGGAUAAGGUUUAAAAAGAAAUACUGUACGAGUCUUGCUUCUGGUAACUUUAUAAAGAAGGCUUUAUAUAAUUCUUCAUCUGAUCAUACCAGUUUGAAUCAUCAAGCAGAAGCAUUCCUAAACAUCUUUAGUAGAUCUGUAUGCAUUGAACUCACUUAAUUCUUAUCUAAGAUUUUCAUGAGCUUUUGAUGUGAACUACCCAAUUAAAUACAAUUUAAGGUUUGAUUCUAAUCUUACAGUGGUAAGAUGGGAGAAUCCACAACAUUCCUGAGGUCUGAGCAGCAGUCACCCAGACUUCUGACUUUUCCCUUCUUUUUGCCUCAGACGGAUGUGGGUCUAGUGUUCACUUUGAUGCUUUUAAGGCUCCAGUGUUGUUGAAAUAGAAUUGGAGGUUCUUACCAAUUAGAUAUCUUAUUCUCUACAUUUCUGAUUAAUUCUACGUCUUUUUAGUUUUUUGCAAAUAUAGUAGUGGCUGAGUACUAUGUAACUGCCACUUCUGACAGUCUUGAAAACACAUGGUCGUACAUCUUUUUUCAUUUCCCCUGGGAGGAAUCUUUCAAACCAAAAAGAAAUACUUUUUUAUUUUUUGUUAAACAUGAUCCUUUUUACUUGCUUUUGUACCAUGAAAGUCUCUAUCUUUUCCCCUUUCACAGCUCUGUGAGGAUCUCUAUGAAAGUAUUACCAGAUAUUUUUUAAAGUCUAAAUUCCUCUAAGCCUACUGAAUUUGUUCAGUUACCCACAUAGGCAUCUGGUGUGGUCCAAGAUAUCCUAGGGUGUUCUUGGGUUCAUAACUUGAUGUGGAACAACGUUUUGAAACUUAUCCCCCAGUUGCAUCCUUUUUACUCCUGUUGGUUUAGGGCUUAGGGUUUCUAAGACCUACACAUGGGGCUGGCAGAUGUGGGUGAGGCCCUAUGGGAGAUCAAAGACAUUCUGGACCAGCAGCUAGAUGCUAGGAGGGGUACCUGAGGACAUUUUGUAUCACGCUGGAUGCUUAUAUGUGGGCAAGAAAUCAAGCCAGACUGACUCCUUUUCUUGCCUUGCAUUUCUUUUCUUUUUUGACUCAUGUGGAAUAUAAGGCUCUUUGAGUUGAGUUUUAUUUGACAUAAAAAUACAUCUAAGCUUUUAUGUUUGUGCAUAAUAGUGCUAUACAGGCUGGUUUAUAAAAGUUAGGCUAGCAGAAUACAUGCAUGCUCCUCCUGCUCUGGACCUUAGGUCUGGAAGCAGCAGCAAUGAGUAUUCCUGCCUUACCUACAGCAAGAAAAGGGAAAAGGAAGGCUUAUUUUAUCAGGAAGAUACCAUCUGUUUCCAGAUGUGGAGCGGUGGUAGCAGCAGCGUACAGGUUUACAGGAAGCGAUGAGGAGGCACCAGGUGGAGGCAAGGCUGCGUGAGGGGGCUGUGAUCAGCCUGGCCAACUGCCACAGUGGUGUACUUAACUCAGUUUCCUUGCAGAACAAAAGAAGUGGUGAGACUUACAGUUAGGAACAGGAUAAAAUCAGGGAAGGGAUGUGAUAGAGAGAGGUGGCUAGUUCAUUUUACAGAAUCUUUAACUGAGAAAGAGAGCAUGUAUACUUUACAAGUGGAGGGAAGUGCUGUUCAGUAACUCCACAAUAAGCACUUUUCCUACUUUUUUUUUUUUUUCUUGAAACAUUUAUAGAGCUGACCUGCAAAUAAAACUAACAAACGUCCAUCCUUGGUAGAAACAUCCCAUGCGGUAAGAUCAGAGGGGCAAUGAAAGCCUGUCCUAGACAGCAGUUCAGGGCAUUUAGACCUUGGAGUCGUGGCGCUCUCCCUAUUUAAGGAUCAGGCUCAAUCUUACUUUCAGUUAGUCUGGAUGUAAAGUCAGAAUUUUUCUCACGUUUCCACAUUCCCUCUUCGGCACAAACUUGACCUCACAGAUGCAACUAUUAAGAAAAAUUAAUCAAUCAAUUUCUAUAAUGUUUUGCCCUUUGGCUUUUUUUUCAUUCCUGCAGCUAUUUAAAUGACUAGCAGAAACCAGGCCAAACCACCUGUAUCUCUAUCAUCGCUGCAAAAUCAACAAAGCCAGAUUAUGAACAUGCAUUGUAAACCACAAAUUCCUGAGUACUUACCACUGGCUAUACCAACAAACUUUUCUUUUUCACACUGCAACUGUUUACCAUUCUUUAUUAGAUGAUUGAAUUUAUUCCCUAGCGAUGUUCUGCGAGGCAUUUGCAAUGCUCAGCGUGUUGUGGCACUGAAGGAAAAAAUGGGCAAACCAAAACUUGUAUAGUAUGCUUUUUACAGCUAGACAAAAUUCACUGUUUCAUAUACUGGACCAGCGCAGGCAAGUUAUUAUUUUGUCAUAUAUGAAGGCUUUGAUUAUUUUUCCAGUAUUUAUCUCCAAAGUUACUCCUAAGGAGAGCACUUCAGUAGUUAACCUAACUGACUUCUGCAUACCACUUUAACUGCAAUUGAAUGUAAAUGAACCAGAAGUCGAAAUAUUAUAGUAAUAGUUAUGACAACUUUAGCAUAUUACCAAGCAGUAUUUUUUCAUAAAUGUGCAGAAACCUGUUGUUUACUUGAGACUUUACCUAACUGGGAACUGCACAAUUUUAUCUUGACAUGAAAAUACCAAAAGCAAUUCUGAAGAAAACAUCUCAGCUUUCGCUUACCAUGCACAAAGGAUGGUGUAAAAUUUAAAUUGUAUCAUUUAAUGACAUGAUAUUAAAUGUGACACUAAAUGUGAUACAUCACUCCGUUCUCAUAUAUGUGAUUCCCCAGUUUGUUUCUCAUGCUCUAUACUGAGUCAAAUGCCAGUGAAUGCAAAUUAUUUGCAUGAGCUCUUAUAGCUCUACAGUGUACCUGAAGGCAUUAAGGUUGCAGCCAAACGAGGCGUCCAGGUUUGGUGAACUUAGUUCAUUAUAGUAACAAGGAGAAAAAAACCCUCUAGAUAGUGAAUGUAGCUGAUUAAGGAGUCAUGAAACCAAACUUGUCAUACUCUGAUGUAAAAUAGCAAAAAGAAUCCAGAAAAGGAAUGGUCAUGCAGGUUUAAAAAAUACUAAUUUCUAUUAUUAAUUACAAAUAAAUAUGUAAAUAACUUGGGAAAAUGCCCCUUAAAUGAAGACACUCUUCUAGAUCAAAAGGGUGCUUUGAAAUGCAAAAUGAACCUCUUUUCUUCUGCCAUGGGUUUGUGUAUACACACAGAUGCUAAUUUGAUAAGCACUUGGUUAACUUCCGCUGACCUGGACUGACACCAGCUUCGAUAAAAAUAGUGAUUGUUAGUGGCCUUGAAAGCUGUGAAACAUACAGGCUGCAGCUACAGCGAAGGCAGCUGAAAUGGCAUUGUCAGAUCCAUAAACCAGAGCUUGCAGUAAAGAAAAGUGGUUUAGCAGCUCCGUAUGGGUCCAAGACACAAAGCAUCGCGUGGGGCAGCCAGCCCUUGCACCCUGUCAGGGCCAGGCUCGGGAAGGGACCUACCGUCCCAAGGAGCGACUUAGCCCAGUGGAGCUCACUAAACUCUACAGUUAGGACCUCACUUACCCUCAGGUCAACAGGCCUCCAGAACUAGCUCAGAUUUUUACCCAAAGUAGCCCCAAAGUCUUCCACACGUGCCCAGCCCUGCCGCAGCAGAGGAGCUCACACACUGUGUCCGGGCUGGGGUCUGGCCAUGACCCAUGCCGUCCCUAUGGCCACAGAGGCUCAGCCAAGCACUUGGUCUCAGCAUGGAAUUUUUAAAUCAAGCAUCCCACAAAAUGCAGCGGGGGUUAGUUCUGUCAUUGAAAAUGCGGUGUGCACGGGUAAGAGCCGGAUACAGCAGAUGGGAGACAGUCUGGACACAAUCCAAUGUCUAUUCAGUGAAUCACUGUCCAGACCAUGUAUCUAAUGCUAUAGGUGAGUUCAAAGUCUUGCCAGGACCUACUUACAAUCUCCAGGAUAGAGCCACGAUGUUUCCAGGAAUGUUUUAUAUUGUUUCUUUUGGGUUUUGUGGUUUUUUUUAAUCUUUGCUGUGUUUGUUUUAGAGCAUAAAGGGUUCGGCAUCCGGGACCAUCAAUACCAUGCAGCAGGCUGUGUGGGGAUGCUUCCUCUAUGCAUACAAGCCGUGUAAGAAUGAGGUGUUUUCUUGUUGGAGAGGAAUGUUAAAGAGAUACUGUCAAUUUUAAGCUUUGGGAGAAAAUUACUAUUGUUUUAUAGAAUAACGGUGCUUUAAUAUUUGAAUAGCUGUUCUGCUUUUCUACAGUAUUUGCUGAAAUACCUUUUCUAUGUUAAAAAAAUAAUCUAACUUUCUUUGCAGCCUAGGAAAUGUACAACUUUGGCCAUGGAACCUUAUGAACAAAGGAGCUUUGAAAUGGGCUGUCUCUUCAGCUGCUCCAGAUGUUUGACCUGGAUGUACCAUUGAGAAGAAACUGUGGCAAGCUUGUUGCUGAUAAAAGUUUGCUGUUCUCCAGCCAUAAGGAAAGUCCUCUGUCUGAAGAACAGUUUAAAUUAUUAGCCAGUUUGGUAUCUGAAAUUUGAAAUUUCUGCUGGUGCAGCCCAGGCUUUGGAAUGUUUUCUUAAUGAAAUCUUAACACUGCAGUGAGACAAUUAGACCUGAUACCAGAAAAUUGUAGGUCCAGAGUAAAUGGUGUCCAUGAAGUAAGCACCAAAUAUGAUAUUCACAUGAAAACAGAGCCAAAUUAUGCAUGAAUAAUAAGGCUGUAAUCAAUUUGAAAAUAUAAAGGGCUCCUUUCUUACAUCCUUAUUUGCCACAGACGUGAUCUAGCUACACUGAUGUCAGUGGGAAACAUCCUGCCCCAUUUGGAGUGGAAUGUCGAGUAUUAAAGUAGUAGUAGAAUAAGAUGACAUGGCCUAAGCAACAUGACAGAACUGGACCUGCUGAGGUAGGAAAACAGUUUCCUUGCCCUAGUUUCUUCAAUCUGUAGAAUGAAGCAAGGGAUUUCCCUUGUUAGAAGUAACCUAUUUUGCAAAGCUCCUUACUUGUGUACUGUUAAGACACAGGCCUAUUCUUCUAAGCACAUCUUGUAAAAGUUAUUUUGUCUUGAAGCAUAAGGAUGUAGCAAUCAAAUGGAAUUUGGAAGUUUUUCUCUGCUGUGGACUGUAACAAGCUUUCAAGGCUGCUGGUCAAUGGAACGGUGUGCUGCUGUGAGGGGAGGAAUCCAGGGAUUCAACCCCACCUAGCUUGAGUCAUUUGCUUUAGGCAUUUGGACAGUCAUCUUUUCCUCUCUUUACAGCCGGUAAAGAGAGCAAGAGCACCACAGAGAGCCGUCUGAGAAGCGAUCAUGCUGUGGGGCUGCUUCUCACCCAACGCACUACAGACGCAGCCCAGGUACGCAGCCCAGGUACAGCCUGCUCCACAACCAUGUUGAAGAAGGAAUAUAUUCACAUAUAGGAUUGCUCAGAGCAUCUAGAGAGGCAGCAUAAAGUGUAACAGGAUAAAACAGUACCCCAAAACCCCCAUAUAAGUAACUUGAAACCAAUGAGUAUUGCACUGCUUUAUUUCUUCUCUUUCCUUGGUCCAUAGCACGUUAAUGAAUAAAAUGUUUUGCAUGAAUAACACCGUUUAUUCAGUAAGGCUGAUUACCUUACUCAAAAGGUCUUUAUUCAUGCAUGUCACAUUCCUCUAAAGAAUGUUUUAGAACAGGUUCUAAGGAUGGUAAGUAUCGGUCUGAAUCAUUCCUGAUUUUAAAAGUUUAGUUUAGCAACAAAGUAUCACUUCUUAUAUAUGCAUGUGUCAUUAAGACCACUGAAACACAAUGAUGAACAACUGGUAAUUGCUAGGUAUCUGGCAUUAUCCAUCUCUUCUUAUUUUAAAGUAAAAAUUACAAUAAAAUGAGUCAGAAAGGUAGAUAAUAAUGCUUGACGAUAUUGAUGAUUAAGACAGUGGUUUAGAAAUCACCCUAGCUAGGAUAGGCUUAGAAAUAAGUCAAAUGUAUGCUUAAAGACAAGGAUUCUCAAUUAUAUGUGUGGCCUCAAAUGUCCCCUUUCCACCUUCCAUGCUGCUGUAGCUAUAAAUAAUUACGUUUUUACCUACAGAAUUGUUCACUAGCCUUUUCUUUGUCUUUCUGCCAAGAUCAAGACUGAAGAUCGGGAAGCCAGUUAGAAAUACAUCUUCACUGUCACAUCCAUCACCAGUUUGACGCUGAAUUCACAACCCAUGUUUCUUCUACCUCCUGCCUUUUCCAGCACCUCCCCCACCUCCCCAUCUUGACUUCUCAUUCUCAGUAACAAAUCCAGAACCACUUGCAGAGUUAUUAGUAUCUGCCUGCCUUUGUUUUGCCAGUAAAAACACGUUUCUUAAAUGAAAAAGCGAUAAUUUCUCAGCAAGCCAUUCCUAUGCAGUCAGGAGGAAGGAAAGGAGGAGGAAGGUAUCUGUGCGUUUUGCUCUUGGUUUAGCUGAGGACUUCAUUAGCAAAUAUAUUUGUCAACCUUUCUGUUCUUUAGAUCUCUCCAAAAGAAAUGACUGUGGUGAUAUGAUUGAGAAGGACUGUUUACAGCAUUAUGACUCCUUACCUAAUUAUGUUUGGUUUGCCAGCUGUGUCAUCUAUUUGAAAGGCUGCACUUCUGGCUGGGGAUUAUUAACAGCUUAUAUAUACCAGGUUAUAUACUUUCAUACAAUCCAUGGCUUAAUGCUUUAUCUCCCUUGAGGGCAUUAGACAUGUUAAGGUAAAACCUUGUUGAAGGGUAAUUUGCUUUAGGAAGAAAGAGGUUGUUGCAGUGAAUAAGCAUUACAUACAUCACGUAAAGAUGUGGCCAAGAUUCUGGAAAGGGACUACUGAAUCUGGGUAUGUUUUAGGAUUCCCGUUCUUAAGGAUUUACUUUUCCAGUGCAACAGAGCAGCAAAUCAAGUCCUUUAAAAAGAGCCAACUUGCACACCAGAAACAUUGCUUACUACACAUUAAUAUUUGUGUUCAUAUCUGUGAAUGUUUGUGAUUUACUUCUUAUUGAAGGAAAACAGGAAAAGGUUGGAAAAACUGAAGCAUUGCCAGUAAGGGCACUGACCACAUUGUUAUAUACUAUCACGCUAGUUUCCUGGGCAGCUGAAAUAACAGCAGCCUGGUUUAGUGCCCUUAAACCAGUUUCUACUGGUUGAUUGUAACUCCACAGUAAAGCCUGCAAUACAGCUCAGCAAAGUCGGCAGCACCUUAGCUGUGACACCAAGUAACUAUGGCAGAUGCUGAGAAAAUCUCCACAUCUGCCCAGGCUUGGUUUGGCUUCUAGGAAAACCAGGGAGAUGGCACUCUAAGUUGCAAAAUAUUUCCACCAUUAACAAAUCAGACUAAGUAUUACAAGGUCUGAAUUAAACUCUCAGCUCAGCUGCUGUAAAACAGGAGCAAUAAUGUUUUGAUGUUUUGCUGAUCCCUUUUACUUUCAGUACUUGGAUCGUACAUUCUCUGGGUAGAAAGUCCCCUUUCUGAGUGCAGUGACAUGAGGAUGUGACUCAGAUCGGAGAAGAGGGCCUCCAGGUGUUGGUGCAAAGGUGGUUUGAAAGUAGUGUGCACUAGAAAGACUGCCUUCUGAAAAAGAUACUAGCUCUUAAACAUCUCUGUCACGCAGUCCAAACAUCAGUAUGCAUUUUGAAAACUAAUUCAGUCAAGAAGUCACCAACAGUGCAGGCAGAGCAAGAAAAAGGGGUUGUAAACAGCAGAGAAAUCGGAAACUGAUGGAAUGAAUAUCAUACGAAGGACUUGCAGCAGGAGGGGAUGAAAAUGACUGGCAUCAAACAGAAUGAAGUAUGGCUUAGGAAAAGAGGAAAGUAAGAACAAUCUAAGAACAAACUGCUUGAUUCAGAACAGGUCGGGCAAGUCACUGAAUGGGAAGACAGAGAAAGCCCCGCUGAUUCCUAAAUAACGGAUAAAGAUGCUAAGAUGAAUGGAAGAUAUUAAGGUGAAUUAGGUAUCAAAGAGCUAUGGACAAUCAGGGCUGUGUGGUGAGUUGACCCUGGCUGGACACCAGGUGCCCACCAAAGCUGCUCUGUCACUCCCCUCCUCAGCUGGGCAGGGGAGGGAAGAUACAAUGACAGGCUUGUGGGUCAAGAUAUGGUCAGGGAGAGAUCAUUCAGCAAUCGCCAUCAUGGGCAAAACACUCGACUUGGGGAAAUCAGUUUAAUUUAUUAUCAAUCAAAUCAGAGCAAGGUAAUGAGAAAUAAAACAAAAUCUUAAAAACACCUUCCCCCCACCCCUCCCUUCUUCCUGGGCUUAACUUUAUUGCAGAUUUUCUCUACCUCUUCCCCUGAAGCGGCACAGGAGGACUGGGAAUGGGGGUGUCGGUCAGUUCAUCAUAUGUUGUCCCUGUUGCUCCUUCCUCUGCAGGGGGGAAGGACUCCUCACACUCUUCCCCUGCUCCAGCGUGGGGUCCCUCCCAUGGGAGAGAGCCCUCCAUGAACUUCUCCAGCAUGAGUUCUUCCCAUGGGCUGAAGUUCUUCAUGAACUGCUUCAGUGUGGGUCCCUUCCAUGGGGUGCAGUCCUUCAGGAGCAGACUGUUCCAGCGUGGGUCCCCUGCGGGGUCACAUGUCCUGCCAGAAAACCUGGGCUCCUCUCUCCAUGGGGCCACAGGUCCUUCCAGGAGCCUGCUCCAACACAGGCUGCCCAUGGGGUCACAGCCUCCUUUGGGCAUCCACCUGCUCCAGCAUGAGGUCCUCCGUGGGCUGCAGGUGGAUAUCAGCUCCACCAUGGACCUUCAUGGGCUGAGAGGCACAGCCUGACUUACCAUGGUCUUCGCCAUGGGCUGCAGAGGAAUCUCUCAUCUGGUGCCUGGAGCCCCUCCUGCCCCUCCUUCUGCACUGACCUGGGUGUCUGCAGAGCUGUUGCUCUCAUAUUCUCACUCCUCUCUUCAGCUAGUGUUGCCCAGUUGCACAGCAACAUUUUCCCCUUUCUUAUAUAUGUUAUGACAGAGGUGCCAUCACCAUCACUGACAGGCUUGGCCUUGGCUAGCGGUGGGUCCAUCUUGGAGCCAGCUGGCAUUGGCUGCGUUGGACAUGGAGAAGUUUCUAGCAGCUUCUCACAGAAGCCACCCCUGUAGCCCCUCACUAUGAAAACCUUGCCAUGCAAACCCAACACGUGCAGCAAAUGAAAAACGAAGCUGAAGGAGGGGAAAUAAUUGGGAGAGCAUUAAAGAAGAAGGCUUCCAUUCAGCAGAUGUGAAGUGAUGAUCACACAAAAGAAGAGAAAAUGGAACUGAGAAGAUGGGAUUUUCAGAGGGGGAAUGGGAGAGAUGACUGGGGCUUAACACUGCAGAAGGGAUGUAAGGAUUAAGGAAAGGUCAUAUAGACAGCCAUUUCUUCUCCUUCAUUCAGAGGUGGGUCAUCUUUUUUGUCUUUUUACGUCCCUGUCUUAUUAGUUAGACAGCACUUUUGUAUUUACAUGACAGUUGCAUUACCUGUUUUUAACAUUUGUUAUUUCAAGCAGCUUGCAAUGUGACCUUAGGGGAGGUUUCAGAUUUUAUAGCACCCUUUUACCUACCCACCACCUGUUCUCAUGCAAUUUCCAGUUCAUUCCUGCCAUGACUGAAAUGCUGCAUGAUAGCAUCUUUGCAAAGCCUACAGAGCAGCACAGGGCCAAAAGCAUCUUAUUGCUUCUCAGUUUGCAUUUCCUUAAAGUUGGUUUAAUCCCAUGUAUUUAGUGCUGUAAGGAAGCAAUUUCAGAAAAUUAAACAGGAAUUUCCCUAUGUGUUUAAGUCAUAUCAGUGAGGAUAGGUUUUUGUUUGUGGUUAAAUAUUUCCCUGCAGUGUUUACCGAUUAAACAUUCAAGGCACACAGGGAAAGUGAUUGUGAGCUUGAUUGAAAGCCAGCUGAAAAGAGAGAAAAUGUCAUUGAUUCAGCUGGGGUUUAGAAUUGAUAAAACAAGUUCAGAGACUGAUUUGUAAAUAAAUGUGUGCAUUUCACUAAUA